Molecule: messenger RNA, 3110 nt
Organism: Aricia agestis (brown argus)
Lineage: Eukaryota; Metazoa; Arthropoda; Insecta; Lepidoptera; Lycaenidae
Gene: Tmem63
Product: CSC1-like protein 2
Exons: 1
Coding region: 213-2480 (755 amino acids)
Cellular component (GO): plasma membrane
Molecular function (GO): calcium-activated cation channel activity
Source: RefSeq, a predicted model, not a curated record
CAAAUUUAUUUCUUCUUGAUCAAUUUUAUUAGAUUGUAAAUCCCAAGUUCGUAAUUCGUUUGUGUAACAAUUUGAGGCAUAUUGUGUUUAUUUUUCUAAUCUUUCAUGAAGAUAAAGAAAAAGUUUUUCGUGUCCCGUUCUAAUGUAAUUUUUAACAAUUUUACUAUGUAAUAAAGUUAGAAGAUAUUAGUGGUGAUCAGUGAAUAGUUAUUAUGAAAUCAACCAUGAACAAAUACGCUGCGAAUGAUGUGAUGUACACAUUGGCUUCAAACGCCUCCAACGGCACCGACGAUGAGGGCUGCAUGCUGGUGAAUGCGUCCCAAAGUGUAAUCAUAACAGGGGCGUACAACGGAAUACCACAGACUUUGAUACUGAACGUGAUAUCAUGGACUCUGUUAUUGUUUCUGUUCACCGUGCUACGUCGCACCGCAUGGAACUACGGGCGCAUGGCGCUCGUCCAGAGGUCCAAAAGCAGGUGGACAAAUCUGUUCUACCGCAGUCGCGACGGCGACGCUCUGGUGGAGAGGAGGCGAAGCGCCGAUGAAUCACUGAGCAUAGACGAGGGAUUCUUCACUUGGGUACCGGCAGUGUUCAAACUCUCACGAGAACAGGUACUCGCAAAAUGCGGCCCUGAUGCUGUACACUACCUAUCCUUCCAAAGGCACGCAAUUACUUUAAUGUUCAUUGUUACGGUCGUAUCGAUUGGAGUUAUCCUUCCGAUAAACUUCCAAGGAACUAACCUGCAAGUUGAUGCCAGUACCUUUAGUAGAACGACCAUGUCUAAUCUGUUUGGCAGAUCUUCCUGGUUGUGGGUUCAUACUCUGUUCAGUAUUGCCUUUCUGCCAGUCUCCGUGUUGAUUAUGAGGAGGUGUACAGGAAGAAAACCAGUCCCGACAUCUAUGACCGGUACCAUUAUGAUCACCAAUAUAUCACGAGCAGACCGAAAUGAGGCAACCAUAAGAGCCUACUUCGCUCACAAUUUUCCACACAUCCAGAUCGUAGAUUUACGACUUGCCUACAAUGUCAACAAGUUAAUUGAAAUUCAAGAGAAGAAGGACAUGGUGACAGAGGCACUUAUUUAUACUGACACAUACUUUAAGAAGACGGGCAAACGGAUUAUGGUCCGGCCCAACUGGUGUGGAGCUGAGGUUGAUGGACUAGAAUUCUACACAAACGAAGAGAGAAGACUGAAGGAUGAAGCCAAGAGGUGUCGUCCAAUGGUAUUGAAUGAUCCACUCGGGAUCGCCUUUUUAACAUUACCAUCAUAUCAACUAGCUGAACAUGUAAUUAAGAAUUUUAGCCUCCACCGUGGUUGGGUGCUGUCGCAUGCCACCAACCCUUCUGAUAUCAUUUGGGAAAAUUUAAGUGUACAACCAGGUGUUUGGUAUAUUAAGGCUAUAGCUGUUAACCUUGCACUGUUCAUUGUACUGUUCUUUUUAACAACGCCUGCUUUCGUUGUGAACAUAAUCAACACUACCUUUGUGAAACCUGACAGUCUUAGCAAGAUUAGUAGUGUAAUAUUUGAAUUCCUUCCUACCCUAUUGCUCUGGACCAUGGCAGCCGUUAUGCCUGCGAUUGUCGCAUUCUCCGACAAAUUUCUGUCGCAUUGGACCAAGUCGCAACAAAACUAUUCGAUUAUGACGAAAACCGUUUCCUUCCUGUUAUUGAUGACCCUCAUAUUGCCGUCUUUGGGCCUGGCCAGUGCCGACGCAUUACUCAGGUGGACGCUGCAUCACGAGAAUGAUACGAUGCGAUGGGACUGCGUAUUUCUACCCGAUAAGGGGGCAUUCUUUGUGAACUACGUUAUAACUUCCGGGUUUAUCGGUACCGCGUUAGAACUGAUCCGCUUCCCCGAGCUAUUCCUCUAUGUCUGGUACCUACUUCAAUCGAAGUCGAAGGCCGAGAAGAGUUACGUGAAAAAGGCGAUCCUAUAUGAGUUUCCCUUCGGAGUACAUUAUGCAUGGAGUAUCGCAAUUUUCUCGAUCACGAUAGUGUACAGUCUCGCCUGUCCCCUCAUCGCGCCUUUCGGUCUCAUCUACUUCUUGCUGAAGCACGUAGGGGACAAGCACAACCUGUAUUUCGCGUACGGCCCGUGCGAUAUGAGCGGGGUUGGGGGCGGUCGAAUUCACUCAACGGCGGUUCGGCUAAUCAGAUUAUCUGUGCUACUUUUGUUGAUCAAUAUGGCUGCAUGGGCGGGGCUCAGGGCCGGGUUCGAGGCCAGGACGAUAAUUCUGAUAAUGGCGUCCAUAUUGGCGUUCGGAACGUUCCUUCUGCUGAGUCCGUUCCCCAGCUGCACCCCGCCUGCUCCGCUUCAGGAGGAAUCGAGUGUGCGGUACACGGAGUACGUGGCGCCUGUUCUGACCAAGCCCAUAGACAGUCCACCGGCGUCAUCCCCCUCCACGCCCGACUACGGUGCCUCCUCGUCAGUCAUAGCUAGCGGAGUUAACUUAUCGUAUAAUCCAGACCCGAUAAAUAUUUAAAACAUUAAAGACCAUUUUCCGAAUAAAUUAUGUUAUAGGUAAAGCUUAUCUUCUCUAUCGGACAAACAUCGAUAUCGCAUACGUGACGCAUUGUAAAUAUAAAUAUAUUUUUAUACAAUAAUCAAUAGCACUCUCUAAAAUUAUAAUAAUUGAUCAACCUUAUUAAUUAAAAUAUAUAGGUAGGAAAACGACAACCGAUAAUCGUGGCUGUAAAUAGCACCUAAAUGUUAAAUCAUUUAUACCAAUAACUUUAUAAUUUAUAUUAACAACUGCAUAAUAGUAAGCACAGUAUUGUUAAAAUUGAUUUUGGCCGUUUUGCUUUUCAUUUCAUUGUAGAAAAACAAUUGGACUAGCGUAAAUUUAAGAUAAGGAGCACUAUGCAUAAUCACAAUUUUACGUAGACAAAGCUGCUAUUUGCUAACAUCGCCUAUUACGUCAUCAUUAGUCAUUUUCCAUACCGAUGACCAUAAUAUUAUCACAUCUAUUCUAAAUGUAGCUUCUGACCUUGCGUUAAUUGAGUGAAAGGUUACUUACAGUCCACAACGGCCAAUGAUUGGAAAGUCGUUUAGGGUGUUCAGUUUCAAACUGCCGCACUCAGAGUAGAACAUUAAUUAUUAUUUAAUACCUCGA